AUCUUAAAAUCUGGCGCAAAGCAUCAAAAAACGAAGCGACGCUGUUAAACUAUUUAAAUUAGUUAAAUGUGACAAUUGCGAGCGACAGAAUGUCUAGUGAUAUAGGUAACCAACUGAAGGGCAGCCGUUCCGAUGUGGAGAAGGUGUACAAACUGGUGGAGGCCAAGUUCCGGGAGUUGUCCGGAGGAUCCCUUCCGCUGAGAUACGAGGUGAAUGUGUUACGCCAUAUUUGCUUGGCCGUGCAGGCCAAUCUCCACCAGAAUGCGGACCUGUUCGUAGAUAUAAUGGCUAUAAUGCUGCCACGCGUGGUUCCCAACGAGGAGAAGCCCAGUCUGUGGGAGGCGCACUUGAGCAGUCUGCGCUACAUACAUCACGGCCUCUGCCAGGAGCGAUCCAUAGACGCCUGCCAGAAGCUGUACAAUCUCAUACGAUCCCAGCCCUGCCGCCUGCAAGAGGAUGCCGACCACAAAAUCUACCUGGACAUCCACUUGGCCCAUUUUAAUGGCCUCCAUUCGCAGCUGCAGAAGCAAAAACUUCCCUUGGAGGCCACACAUCAGCUCUGCUAUGCACUGGAAUCCCUGGGAGAGCUCUUCGAGGUAAUGAGGCAAAGGAAAAUUACCCAAUGUGGACCACUUUUAGUUCAACUAAAUGAAAAAAUGUUUGGCAAACGAAGCAGGACAUUUUUCAAGACCCUGAGCUUCCUUCCCUCGGAGAGCCAAGCCAAAAUGUUCAAUCCUCUAAUGAAGCUACUUGCCGUGAGCUCUGCUGCGGAUUUAGCCAACCUAUUCCCCGAGUACCUGAGCUUCACCUUGGCCCUCGUGCAAAUCGACAUGUUAAGUCCUGAACCCCAGCUGCAACUAGCGCUGCAGCUGUUGCGCAUGUGCAAGGAGCUGUUCCGCCAGGAAACCAACCUAUGCUACGCCCUGCAGCUGCUAUACUACUAUAUAAAGUUGAUCUACCUCCGGGAAGCUAGACCCGACUUUAAAAGCACCUAUAUCGACCUGUCGCGCAAGUUUCAGAGCUUUUUCGAGCACAAAGGAACAGCUCAUGCCAAGGAGCAGUGGCUUACGGAUUUGCUGGUGGCCAUCCAAGUGCUGCAGACGCUGAUCCACCAGAGAGUCAGUAAAUCCCAGUCGCAUUUCGAGUUCUUCUGGCAGCAGUUUGAUGGCGAGGGCAGUCCGGAGGUCUACACUGCGCACUUUCAGUUGCUCCAGAGCUGCGGUAGCUUGUCGGUUAAUAUUACGAGGAGUCCACUUGGCUGCAGUUGCACACAUGAGGCCUGCAAAAGCGUUAGGAGACAUUGCAUUCUGGCCUAUGGACUAUGUGCAUUGGAUGCCUACAUUAACUGGCAGCCCACGCGGGAGCAAAAAGUAAACAUGAGCCACCACAAACCCUUGCGGGAAAUAGUCAAAUACUCAAUGGAUGUGGCCAAGACCAUGAAGUGCCUGGGUCCCAGCAGCGUAGAGCUCAUCAAGCUGGUACGCCAGCUGACUUAUGUGGCCGAUCAGGUUUCCUGUCCAGAACAAAUGUCCCUACUCUAUCCCCUCCUGGAGCCACUGCAGAAGCUACGACCUCUGAUUGCGGAUCAGGAGAUGAGUGGUCUGCUGCGACGUCUCUUUAAGGCCAGCUGCCAUUGCCAGGAUCCCAGUAUGGCAGGUCGCUUGCAAGCUAGUUACUUAGCCUCACUUACGAAUCCCGCCCGAUUAAGAUCCCAGAUAUGUAUGCAUUACCACAAUCGGGGAAAGGAGGAGAAGGAGAUCACCAGGUGUGUCUGUGAGUGGCACGAGUCCUGCCCACUGCCUUAUCCGCUCACUCCUGCUCAGAAGAAGCAGCUCUAUGAUACCGAUUUCUUUGCUGUGCUGCACUACUUGAGAAGUCCACCUCAGGCACUUAUGCAAUCGCUAAUCCGCUGCCGUAUGAAUGAUUACCAUCUCGUGCUCAUGGCCAGGCAAAUGCGAACCGAUUCCACUGUUCUGGAGGAGUGUAAGAAGGUUCGGUUGAGGCUAAAGCAUCAGGGUUCCCUCAACCGAAUGGAGCACUUGUGCCUGGGACAUAUAAGUGUUGGAUUACUCCUGGACGCACUGGAGGAGCAAAAAACAAAGGUGUCCACCAAGGAGAUAACGGAGACCUUGUUCGAAGAGCUCCUUCUCAAACCGAACUUGUCGCAGAUGAACAUACAACGAGAGCAGCGGUUGGUCCAGUUCGCUAGUGAAGCUAUAUCUGCAUUUAGCUACUUUUUCAACCAGGCCGAUCGGGAGCCUUUGGGCAUAGAGAACACUGCUGUUGACUGGGAGGCUUUGAUUGAUGAUGCUGUAGCUGCCGCCAUGGCUCUGUCGAGUAUGGGCUAUCAAUCGCAGGAGGAUGAUGCGUGGAUGCUGCUCAUGCGGCUAGGGCAUUGGCUGGAAGAUCGUUUCACAUACCUUCGAGCGCUGAAUCAUUUCCUUUCCCAGAAUGAGGUUAAUUCUAGACUGAAGCUGCAGCUUGCCGAGGAAGUGGAGAGGGCGGAGGAAUUGCUGGAUGAUUUGUGGCCACAACUGCAGAGUGGAAGAUUCUUUAAGCGACAGCAUACCACAGUGCUGCUCUGUUUUUGCCACCUGGCCAGUUACUACGCCCGAAUGGGUUGCAUGAGCACCGCCCAGCUGCUCCUACUUCAAGUGGAGCAACUUCGCGGAGAGUUUCCUGAAAGACUGGGCAAGAGUGACAUUGUAUUGAUCACCCUGCAAACAGUGCGCUUUAGACUUGGCUAUCAGCAAAAAAAGCCAAAGACUUCCAUGAUGAUUACGCCCCUUCGCCAGUUGGACACCCUUUUGGACAACGUGCGGAACUUCUGCAACCUUUCCAGUUUGGAUGGUGGCUAUCUACAGCUGCUUCUUUCUACCCUCGUCAGAGAAAGCACCGAAUGCUCGGCAAACAGACUUAGCGAACGGCUGGCCUUCUCCAACAUCGCACUCCACUUGGCCCUCCAAUCGGGUUUGGCUCUAAGAACUAUCGAGGUGUUCCUAGCCUGGUUGUGGACCAAUCUACAAAUGGAAAGCUUCGACAAGGCACAAUCAAAGCUGCGACUCAUCGAGCACUGUUUGGACAUCAAGCGCCUGGUUCCAAAGGAAGCAACCCUGGAAAAGGAAGCUAUCAAGGAGCCAGUUAUGAUUGAUCUAACAAGCAACAUGCAGCUCCUUCAGCUGGUGGAGCCCAUCAGGAAGCAGCAGAUCUUGGGUGUGCCCUCGCCAAAGAUGCUCCGCAUGCAACUGAAUAGUCCGAACCCCCAACUGAACUUGGAUCGGUAUCUAACCCUGGAUGUGGCGCCUUCUACCAUCCGGGAAAACUCCCAGCUUCAGUGCCUUUACUUUAUAAUGGGCUGCCUCCAUGCCCGUCUUCGUUUUCUUCAGAGGAACACCGAUCAGUUGGAUGAGUUCUACGAGAAAACGGAUAGCUUGCUGCAGGAAAAACCCCAGAUGUGUGCUUCCUUGGGAUCAAUGUUCCAGGUGCAGCAGCUCUAUCAUCUUAACUAUUUGCGCUUUAGAAGAAAGCAUGUGGAGGCCAUAUCAACGGCUCAAUUGGGACUUAAGAUGCGACUGCAAGCGGUGGAUAUUAACUUUACGUACAAUUUCAUGGCUCAGCUUAAGACAGCGCAUCUGGAGCUGAAGCCAAUAGUCCAGGAGAAACCAAAGGGCAAAACACUGCGGCGAGCGUUGGUUUUCAGUCAGUCCCCUGAAGAUAAAAGCCGAGCGGCAGCAGGAUUAGCCUCAGCAGUGAAGGAUAGGGCCACCAAAGCGAAGCAGUCGGCUAAAAAGGCGCCCAGAUUCCGAAUUUAUGAGGAGUUGGAGCUGCGACCACCAAGUGCUGCCAGUAACAGUAGCGGAGGAAGCGGUACGGAGAACACUCCGCCCUCGGAUCACGUGGACCUUAAUGCCUGUCAACCGAUCGAGUUGAGCGACGAUGAUGAGCUGCUUUCCCUUCCCCCGAAAAAGGCGCAGACAAAAGCUACGGGGAAGUCAAAGGCCAAAUCUACGGCAAAAGUCUGUGAAGUCAUAUCAUUGGAUAAUAGCUUGGAGGCUGCACCCAAGCCCACAGUGACGAUGAGUGCGCGGAGCACCAGAGCUAGGAUACGCCAGCCUGUGGAGACACCGAAGACGACGACCCUUUCAUCCAGGCGGCCCAGGCGACAGGUGUCGGAGCCACAGGCUCCAGAAACGGAGUCCAUUGGCACACGCACGCGGCACAGGCACUGAUUAGAUCACUUUCUCUUUAGUAGUUUUAUUGCUUAUUAUUUAUACGUCUUUCUAUUCAAAUAUAUUGUUUGUAAGUGUUAUACGAACGCUGAUGAGGUAA
This is a messenger RNA of Drosophila biarmipes, 4329 nucleotides long. Its product is annotated as protein three rows. Bases 90 to 4229 code for a protein of 1379 amino acids. The transcript has 3 exons. Lineage: Eukaryota; Metazoa; Arthropoda; Insecta; Diptera; Drosophilidae. The record is from RefSeq and is a predicted model, not a curated record.